AUGGGGAAACAAAAGAAAACAAGAAAGUAUGCGACCAUGAAGCGAAUGCUUAGUCUCAGAGAUGAGAGACUCAAAGAAAAGGAUAGAUUAAAACCUAAAAAGAAAGAAAAGAAAGAUCCUAGUGCUCUAAAGGAAAGAGAAGUCCCCCAGCAUCCUUCCUGCUUAUUCUUCCAGUAUAAUACACAGCUGGGCCCACCUUAUCAUAUCCUGGUUGAUACCAACUUCAUCAACUUUUCCAUCAAAGCCAAAUUGGACUUGGUACAAUCAAUGAUGGACUGUCUGUAUGCCAAGUGUAUCCCUUGUAUAACUGAUUGUGUAAUGGCAGAAAUUGAAAAAUUGGGACAGAAGUAUCGAGUGGCCCUAAGGAUCGCCAAGGAUCCACGGUUUGAACGCUUACCUUGCGCACAUAAAGGGACCUACGCAGACGACUGCUUGGUGCAGAGAGUAACUCAGCACAAGUGUUACAUUGUGGCCACAGUUGACCGAGACCUUAAACGGAGGAUCCGGAAGAUCCCUGGAGUUCCUAUCAUGUACAUUUCUAAUCACAGAUACAACAUUGAACGGAUGCCAGAUGAUUAUGGAGCCCCUCGAUUCUGAUUCUUAUAAGACAAAGUUCCUCUGCCUCCUUCCAACCAACUUUUUGGUUUCAGUUCAUUCAGCAUGCUAUAGCAUGAAUUAUUC
Messenger RNA from Octodon degus (degu), 681 nucleotides. Its product is annotated as rRNA-processing protein FCF1 homolog. The transcript has a single exon. The record is from RefSeq and is a predicted model, not a curated record. NCBI's taxonomy places the organism in Eukaryota, Metazoa, Chordata, Mammalia, Rodentia, Octodontidae. The coding region runs from base 1 to 597 and encodes 198 amino acids. Gene Ontology annotation, cellular component: nucleolus; small-subunit processome.